AUGGAAGGCUUCGACACAAACCCCCAGGCGACAUCGCGGGCCCCACGGCAGAAAAGCAAGAAGACGCCAAGAUUUCUUCCCACCGUUCAAAGAUUUCGAAAUAUUUUCAAAGGCUUCAACGCAAGCUUGAUAUCUUUUUUGUUCCGGAGCGUUCUUUCUUUUCAGUUCUGGGCAGCUAUGGGGGAUAGCUUAGAGGAACGCCUACGAGGCCAUGCCAGCGCGUUUGACGGCUUGCUGUCGCUGAUUCCUGCAAAGUACUACUAUGGAGAAGAUAACAGUGAACAAUGGCAGCGGAAAAAGCAGACCAAGGAGCAGGCGAGAGAUGCAAAGAGGGCUAAACUAGACCCUGAAUCCUCGAAAUCGGCAAAGGAUGUAAUGGACGACAAUGCUAGAAAGAGGAAACGAAGAACUGAUAAUGAUGAGGCACAAGAUGUGGACGACUCGCACUCGGAGGAAGAGCCUCUAGGCUCGGAGAAGCCAAGGGAAGGCCUGAAGCGGGGAGACUCCAAGCUGAAGAAGCAAAAGAAGGUCACUGCUUCAACCGAUAUAGAAGGCCGAGAAGCCAAGGCGGGAGAUGCCAAACAGCAAGCAAAGAGUGAAGCAAAGGCGGCAAAACAAGAGAUGAUGAAGCAGAAACAAGCUGAAAAGCGGGAGAAAAGAAAAGAGAAAAUAGCGGCGCUCAAGGCUGCGAGAAGAGAACAGCAGGCCAGUGUAGAUGCAUCUACUAAGAUAUUAGAAGCAAAGGCCGACGAUGCAGCUGAGAAUUCGUCUUCAGUACAGAAAGCCCCCAAGCACAAGACAACAAAUGUCAAGGAAUCUACAGAAAGUGAUGAUGAAAUGAAGGACAUAGCACUAGAAGGGUUCUCCUCUGAAGCUCUACAAGGCCAGCCAGGCCAUGAAUCUACCACGCCUAAUUCCUCCACCAAUGCAUCAGACCCGUCCAACCCCCCUUCAGGCAGCUCUUCCGUCUCCUCCAUCGUCCCACCUACUGAAUCAUCCAAGCCCAAACCUUCCGCCAACGCCACAGGAAACAAAUCCCCGCAGAUCAAGAAACCCCAAUGUACUCCCGAACAGUUAAAAGAAAGAUUGCAAAAACGCCUUGAUGAACUUCGUGCAGCCCGCCAUGCAGACGGCAUCAAUGGGAAACCAGCUAAGAAUAGACAGGAACUCAUCGAAGGCCGACGACAGCGUGAAGAAGCCCGCCGCGCACAGAAGAAGGAACAGCGACAAAAGGCCAAAGAAGAAGAGCAACGGCUUCGAGAUGAGGCUAUUUCCAAAAGAUUUUCAUCCAAGGGCCCUGGGUCACUCCUCUCCUCACCCGGCUCCCCUGCCGAUUCGAUAACAUCUAUACCAAACAAUUUCUCCUUUGGGCGAGUAGUCUUUGCCGACGGUCAACAGCUCGAUGCCAGCAUGACCGGACUCCGAGACACAGCUAAGAAGCGUGGACCUCAGGACGCAAACACUGCUCUCAAGGCAGCAGAAGCCAAAAAGGCUCGGCUUGCUGGCCUUGAUGAGGAGAAACGGACCGAUAUCGAGGAGAAGGAUAUGUGGCUUAAUGCUAAGAAGAGAGCACAUGGGGAACGCGUCAAGGACGACGUAUCAUUGCUGAAGAAAGCGCUGAGCAGAAAGGAGGGGAUCAAGAAGCGAAGUGAAAAGCAGUGGAAGGAGAGAAUAGAGGGAGUUGCCAAGGGGAAAGAAAUCAGACAGUCCAAGAGAGAUGAGAACAUACGGAAACGAAAGGAGAACAAGGGCGUCAAGGGCGGGAAAAAGGUGACGAAGAGCAAAGGCAAAGGCAGACCUGGAUUUGAAGGGAGCUUCAAGUCGAAGAAGAAGUAG
Molecule: messenger RNA, 1836 nt
Organism: Microsporum canis CBS 113480
Lineage: Eukaryota; Fungi; Ascomycota; Eurotiomycetes; Onygenales; Arthrodermataceae
Exons: 4
Coding region: 1-1836 (611 amino acids)
Biological process (GO): ribosomal large subunit biogenesis; ribosomal small subunit biogenesis
Cellular component (GO): nucleolus
Molecular function (GO): DNA binding; RNA binding
Source: RefSeq, a predicted model, not a curated record